Babesia ovata is the source of this 1770-nucleotide messenger RNA. Its product is annotated as DHHC zinc finger domain ankyrin repeat containing protein. Gene Ontology annotation, molecular function: palmitoyltransferase activity; protein binding. Lineage: Eukaryota; Apicomplexa; Aconoidasida; Piroplasmida; Babesiidae. The record is from RefSeq and is a predicted model, not a curated record. The transcript has 3 exons. The coding region runs from base 1 to 1770 and encodes 589 amino acids.
AUGUUAGAGAAGAAUGAUGUGUCUCAUCUGGAUGCUAUUUGCGCGCUGCAUUGGGCAUGCUACUGCGGCCAUCCGGAGUUGGUAGAGACUUUGCUGAACAUCGGUUGCGACCCGCACUACCCAGACGAUAUUAACCUGGAAACGCCCAUUUACUUCGCUAUCAGGGGAUCGAACGUCCCGAUCGUCCAGAUGCUGGUGCAGCGCUUCGGCACGGAGUUGCUAUGCCACGAAAAUCGCAAGAGGCUCACUCCGUUCUUGCUCGCAGCCUCGGAGUUUGUGGAGGAUAAUGUAAUAUCGACUUUGCACAUGCUGGAGUUUCUGUAUCUGUCGGGUGUUUCCUUGGAGGAACAAGACGCAUCGGGACGCACCGCGCUAAUGCUCGCAAGCAGGCGCGGAUGCCAAUUUGUAGCACAAUGGCUACUGAGCCGCGGCGCCAAUCUCGCACACAGAGACCACCUCGGCAACACUGUGCUGCAUCACGCGUGCGAAAGCGGCGACGGGGACACGCUCAGGUUCCUCUGCAAGCAUGGGGCCAUCGGACUCAUUGGCUCCAAGGCGCUCGCAGCAACUGCCAAAGAAGAAACCGCUCUCGGCAUAUGUCUCAUGAAGCGCAGGUUCCUGCAAUAUUCGAUGCUUAAGAUGUGGUCGUGGCAGUAUGCGCUCACGGGGCGCCUGCUGGCCUUCAGGAGCCCAUACCCCAUCUACUACUGGAUCCUGGCAAUGAUAAACCUCGCACUGUAUUGGAGGAUAUAUGCCACAUUGGAAACCACGACGUCAAUACAAUCUGCAAUCGUCGACGUGUGGAUUGUUGGUUGGAUCAUAAGCCAAUGCUUCUGGUUCAUCACCUUCGCCAGCGACCCCGGCAAAGCGCGCAAGAACCCAGUUAUGUCACAGUCGCACAGGACGUCAUCCAACUUCGAAAACGAUAUCAUGAAGGACGCGCCCAUGCUCGGCGGUACCUUCGAAGCGCAGAUGCAGUCGCUGCAGAAGCAACAGGAGCUCAUCAACUACGAACUCUAUCGCAUCAACUGCGACUCAUUCAGACGCAAUUCUUGGGUAGCGCAUGAAGACUUCAGCGGGGAGCUUAGUGAGCCACUCGACCCGUACGGAUACGCGGGAGAGGAUGGACUUGCGCAGCGGGUGCAGGUCUGCAAGGAGGAGGCGCAGAUACUGCAAACGGAGAUGCACGCGCUAUACCCACAAGUCGGUAUGGAAAGGCAGGAGCACUGCGUUUUCGGCUACGCAGAUGCGGUCAUGGGGUCCGUUAGGGACCUCGGCAUCUCUACCGUGUGCAUCACGUGCAACAUGAUCAGGGCGGCGAGGUCGCAUCACUGCGGGACCUGCGGCGUAUGCAUGGUCAGACAGGAUCACCACUGUGCGUGGGUGGACAACUGCGUCGCGAAGGGCAACCAACGUGCAUUCUGCGUGUUCGUCUCAAGCGUAUGCAUCAGCCUGUGCCACACCUACUACGUGAUGUACCUCCACUUUGCGUCUGAAUUUGCGCGCAUGAAGUUCGACUGGAUAUGGGACGGACCCAACAUCGUCUUCGGAGUAGUCGGCAAUGCCGCGUGGCUCGCGUUCGUAGGGUACCUCUGUGUCAGAAUCGCAAGGAACAUGGCCACCGACGUCACAUUCUACGAAUACCUCCGGAAGCCGGAACACAUCAGACACCGUUUCAAGAACCAGGUUCAGGCCACCUUUUGGGACUUCGCAGAUUUGUCACUGCUCAAGGCCAUCGCAAACUGUGGCAGGUUCUGGGUGCCCAGUUGA